Dimorphilus gyrociliatus is the source of this 301-nucleotide messenger RNA. Lineage: Eukaryota; Metazoa; Annelida; Polychaeta; Dinophilidae. The record is from the annotation of a GenBank genome assembly.
AAUGAGGGACAAGAUAAAAAAUGAUCAGCAAAAUUACAAUCAAUCAGAGGUUAAGAAAGCUAUUGAAGUAGCUAAAACCAGAUCGAUACAAAAAUAUGGCAAAAAGAUUAAUUGGGCCCAACUUAAAGAAAGUGUAUACUUGGUUACCAAAAAUCUAAAAGCUCCCUUAGAUGACUCUUUCAAUAGAGAGCUCCAUGAAAUUUCAAAGAGCUCCCUACCAUACAGAGAUCCAAGAAACCAGCAGACAAAACCAGACACAAAGAACCUUACAAGAACUCUAAGGAUGAAAUCUCAGAACUAA